AUGAAAUUGGACGAGCUAUAUACGGACAAGCAAUUGAUAUUUAAUAGUCCUCUUUCCGACAUUUGCAGGGCCAAGCCUGUGGGAUCUUCCCAGGGGUAUGUAUGUCUCAAAAUAGUUGAUGUUGAUUUCAAGAUUCCACCGCAUUCGAUUCAUCGUGAAAUCAAGGCUAUUAAGCGGCUUCAAUUGGGUAAACAUGCGGGUAUUGUGAAGUAUAUUGAUGAUUUCCAAAUAUUUGAUGAUAUGAUUUUGGUAGAGGAGUAUUACCCAAAGAAUUUGAGUCAAUUGCUUCUGCUGCUGCCAAAAUACCUGCGAACUCGAACGAGGUAUAAUCUUGCAUUCCCUGAACAGCCACCAAAGUAUACCAUAACUAAUGUUGCACCGGUGAGUGAGAUUCGGUUAUUUUUGAGGAAUGUGGCCAGUGCGUUACUGUUUAUUCAUGAGCAUGAGAUCAUUCAUCGUGAUAUCAAACCUAGUAAUAUUAUGUUUCGCAUGGGAGAUGAUUUGACACAGCCUGUUUUGAUUGAUUUUGGUAUUUGUUAUGAUUAUACUGAUCCGCCAUUGGAUGAGACUCGGGAUGAGAAGUAUGUUGAUGUGUCAACUGGGAUAUAUAAGCUGCCUGAGUUGAUAUUGGGCAUGACUGAUUAUUCGUAUGCCAUAGAUGUGUGGCUGUUGGGUGUGGUUAUGACUGUUUUGUAUUCCAAUGACUUUAAGUCUGUAUUGAUCAAGAGUGAUGCAAGUAGUUUUAAAAGUGAGGGUAAUGGUAGUGGAAAUGGUAGACAUGUUGACAAUAUUAGGGGAGAAGAAGAAAAUAAAAAGGAGGAAGAGGAGGAGGAGGAGGAACAGAUGAGUAAUGAAAUGGCGAUUAGUGAUUUGCAUUUGUUAAGUUGCCAAUUUAAAUGUUUUGGUACUCCACACUAUGGAUGCGAAGGAGAAGGAGAAAGAAAUGAAGAAGAAGAAGAAGUGGGUGAAAGAAGAUUAGCUGAAAUAAAACAGGAGGAUGUGCAGGAUGAUGAACUACUUUGGAAGGAGUUGGAGAAAGAAGAGUAUCAUUAUCGUAAGUUUAAUUUAAAGAGAUUUAAAAGAAAGUGUGUAAAUGAGUUGCUACCAUUGUGUGAUGAUGAAGAAGUGCAGAGCCUUUGGUUAAGAAUGAUAAGGUAUGAUAGGUGUAAAAGAAUUACUAGCAAGGAGUUGUAUACUGCGUUAAAGUGA
Molecule: messenger RNA, 1209 nt
Organism: Lodderomyces elongisporus
Lineage: Eukaryota; Fungi; Ascomycota; Pichiomycetes; Serinales; Debaryomycetaceae
Gene: CAK1
Product: cyclin-dependent protein kinase-activating kinase
Exons: 1
Coding region: 1-1209 (402 amino acids)
Biological process (GO): protein phosphorylation; mitotic DNA damage checkpoint signaling
Cellular component (GO): nucleus
Molecular function (GO): ATP binding; protein serine/threonine kinase activity
Source: RefSeq, a predicted model, not a curated record